GCCUGUGCAGAAUCGCGCAGGUUUUUUAUUACUAUUAUUAUUUUUUUUUUGGAGGGGGAGGGGGGAUGGGGGGAGGCGUAUGACAGGAAGCUGGGGAUAUGGCGAGUAGAUGGGGACAUGGAGAGGAGGAGGAUGUGGACGAGGAGGACGACGACGAGGAGGAGCAAAGAUGGGGGAGGAGAAGAGAUGGAGGGAGGGAAAGAGGAAGGGCGGGAGGAGGACGAGUGGGAGGAGGAGGAGACAUGGACGGAGAGGAACGGGAGGACAUGAGGAAGGUAAGGAGACGAGGAGGCAUGGAAGAUGGCGAAGUACGAGGAGGAGGAGGAGACAAGGAGGAUGAGGAAGGGCAGGAGGAGGACGAACACGAUGAGGAGACAUGGAGUUAAAAUGAAGCGUCCAACGAAUU
Chara braunii is the source of this 406-nucleotide messenger RNA. Lineage: Eukaryota; Viridiplantae; Streptophyta; Charophyceae; Charales; Characeae. The record is from the annotation of a GenBank genome assembly.